Messenger RNA from Trichoderma aggressivum f. europaeum, 1308 nucleotides. RefSeq lists its product as uncharacterized. The transcript is spliced from 3 exons. The record is from RefSeq and is a predicted model, not a curated record. Gene Ontology annotation, molecular function: O-methyltransferase activity. NCBI's taxonomy places the organism in Eukaryota, Fungi, Ascomycota, Sordariomycetes, Hypocreales, Hypocreaceae. The coding region runs from base 1 to 1308 and encodes 435 amino acids.
AUGGCAUCACGUUCCGUCCAGCGGAUGACGACUCUGUCCGAGGAGAUCUCGGCCAAGACCAAGAUUAUCACCGACCACCUCACCGCCAAGGGCCUGGAUGCUGCAUCGUUCGAUGUCAAUGGGCUUGUCGAGUUUCCCAUCUCUCAAGACGAUGAAGAGCCAUACAAGGCUCGAUUGCAUCUUAUAGCUCUAACCAAGGAGCUGCAUGACAUUGCUCUCGGCCCAAAGGAAGGGUUGAGGUACUUGGCUUGGGAUUGUGUCAACACUCUUUCUCUUCAAUCAAUAUGGGAAUUCAAAAUUGCCGACGCUGUACCCCUAGAUGGCAUCAUCUCAUAUGAAGAUCUCACAUCAAAAGUCAGGGAGAUGAACAAUGGACUCAACAUCUCCCUGCUCGAUCUACGCCGUCUCAUCCGCCACGCAAUGACAAACAACAUCUUCAUAGAGCCCAAAAAGGGAUUUGUGGCUCAUUCACGUACUUCGCAGCUUAUCCGAGAAGACGCUCCCCUGCGCAACUGGGUUGGUUUCAUGUGCAACGACCUGUGGCUACCAGUUGCCAACGUCAUCCCGGCGAUGAAGAAGUGGCCUGCGAGCGAAGAGUCUACAGAGACUGGCGUCAAUCUCGCGUAUAAGCAGGAUCUUCCUUGGUUCGACUUUAUUCAACAGGAUGCAGUGUUUUCCAGGAGAUAUAAUCUAGCUAUGCAAGCCCAUGGCAGCGGAGAGGGCUAUUCCAUGCAAUCAGUAAUUGAAGGAUAUCCGUGGGGCAAGCUCCCUCAAGAUGCAACAGUAGUCGAUAUGGGUGGCAACCAGGGUUACAUCUCGUUCGCCAUUGCAGAAUCCUUCCCGAAUCUCACCUUCGUCGUCCAAGACACCCCAGGCAUGCGCACCCCGGACACCAUCGGCAAAGUCCCUGACCAUCUCCAACCGAGAGUCGGGCUCACCACCCACGAUUUCUUCACGCCGCAGCCCGUUGUCGCCGACGCUUACUUCUUCCGCAUGAUCUUUCACGGCUUUUCAGACAAAUACUGCCUGCAAAUUCUUCGAGCGCUGAUCCCUUCGCUAAGGAAAGGAGCAAAGGUCAUCAUCAACGACGGUGCUUUACCGGAACCUGGUACGGCCGGAUACAUUGAGGAGAGGACCAUGAGGACGCUGGACCUGUUCAUGCAAGUCACUGUAAACGCCAGGGAGAGGGAGCCGGAUGAUUGGAGGCAAUUGUUUGCGAGGGCAGAUGAUCGGUUCAAGUUUAACGACAUUUGGAGACCGGAGAAGUCGAGGAUGUGGUUCAUCGAGGCAGAGUGGACUGGGGAGUGA